GGCUGGCCAGACUUGGCCCGAUCCGACUUGUUUUGAGUGGUGGUCAUCCACGAGCAAAUCGUCCUCGGAGAAGCUGCAUCUGGUCACAGGAUGAGGUCAAAUCCGACACUAUGAUCCAUUGGAGACGAAUCACCGGGUCCACCCAUCGUUGGCAGAGAGCCUUUUCCAAUUGUUCAACUCAAUUCAGUCCAACCCCAGAGAUCAAGUCGGAGUUUGACCAAAUUGGACCGCCUCAUCGAAUUUCCAACUUGCGGCAGUACAAAUUGCAUCGACCGCAGAAUGAGAGUCCAUUGCAUCGGCGAUACAGAGAACUGAGAGAGGACACGUUCAAAUGGAGUCAUCAAUUCUGGCAAGAGCAUAACGAGCAAUUUACCAACGAAAGGGCGGAAUUCAUCAAGAAGCUGCUACGCGACCACUAUCCGGAUGAGCCUGACAAAAGCACCAUCAGUGCUAGGGAGAUGUCUGUGUUUUACAAGAACUUUUUAGACAAGAAAUGGUCGUCUCACCUCAAGUUUAAUUGGGAGUGGCAAAAGCGAAACUUCUCCAUUGUGUGCCUGUCCCUUCUGGUCCGUUUAGAGGCCUUGAAAGGCUCACAAAAGUAG
Messenger RNA from Tigriopus californicus, 602 nucleotides. It is a transcript of the gene Coa8, whose product is annotated as cytochrome c oxidase assembly factor 8-like. Gene Ontology annotation, cellular component: mitochondrion. Gene Ontology annotation, biological process: intrinsic apoptotic signaling pathway. Lineage: Eukaryota; Metazoa; Arthropoda; Copepoda; Harpacticoida; Harpacticidae. The record is from RefSeq and is a predicted model, not a curated record.